CCCCACGCAGGCGCGCUGAGGCCAGGGCGUGGUGGGCCGCGUGGCGGGGGGCGUGGCCUUGGCCUAGUGGGCCCAGCCCCGGUGCGCCAUGGGGGCGUGGCCUUGGCGGGGCGGGCAGGACAGGGCAGAGGCGUGGCGGUCCCAGCUGGGCUGGGCAGGGCGGGGCUGCUCUGGGCUUUUGCGUCCGUCUCCCGGAGCGUAGAGAGCAUUGCCCCGCUGGACCGUCGGCGUGUGCGUCUGCCCUGCCCUCGUCUGCUGCCCGCGCUCCUCCGCCGUCAGACCCCGCGACGCUCGCGAUCCACAGCGCCAUGGCUCAGGCUCUCAGAGGCACCGUGAUUGACUUCCCUGGAUUUGAUGACCGGGCUGAUGCAGAAACUCUUCGGAAGGCCAUGAAAGGCCUAGGUACGGAUGAGGAGAGCAUCCUGACCCUGCUGACAUCUCGAAGCAACGCUCAGCGCCAGGAAAUUGCCGAGGCUUUUAAAACUCUGUUUGGCAGGGACCUUCUGGAUGACCUGAAGUCAGAGCUGACUGGAAAGUUUGAGAAGUUAAUUGUGGCACUGAUGAAGCCCUCUCAACUCUAUGAUGCCUAUGAACUGAAGCAUGCUCUUAAGGGAGCUGGGACAGAUGAAAAAGUAUUGACUGAAAUUAUUGCGUCAAGGACACCUGAAGAACUAACAGCCAUAAAACAAGUGUAUGAAGAAGAAUAUGGCUCCAGCCUGGAAGAUGAUGUGGUGGGGGAUACCUCAGGGUACUACCAGAGGAUGUUGGUUGUCCUCCUUCAGGCAAACAGAGACCCUGAUGCUGCAAUUGAUGAAGCUCAAGUUGAAUUGGAUGCUCAGGCCUUGUUCCAGGCUGGAGAGCUGAAGUGGGGAACAGAUGAAGAAAAGUUUAUCACCAUCUUUGGGACACGCAGUGUGUCUCAUUUGAGAAGGGUGUUUGACAAAUACAUGACUAUAUCGGGAUUUCAGAUUGAAGAAACCAUUGACCGGGAGACAUCAGGGAACUUGGAGCAACUGCUCCUGGCUGUUGUGAAAUCCAUUCGGAGCAUACCUGCCUACCUUGCAGAGACCCUCUACUAUGCUAUGAAGGGUGCUGGAACAGAUGAUCACACCCUCAUUAGAGUCAUGGUAUCCAGGAGUGAGAUUGAUCUGUUUAACAUCAGGAAGGAGUUUAGAAAGAACUUCGCCACCUCUCUCUAUUCCAUGAUCAAGAGUGACACAUCUGGGGACUAUAAAAAAGCCCUGCUGCUACUCUGUGGAGGAGAGGAUGAUUAAGGAGCCAUCUGGAGCCCCCUGUGCCUGCCAUUCACCACCAGCUUUCUACUGUACAUGUAGCUGCACUUUGUAUGCCUAAUGUGCUGCCUUAUUUACACUAGCUGAUGACCAAAUGUCAUUAAAGUAGUGGUGCUUCUUUCCAAUCCUCACUGAGGCCUUCCCGCCUGAGUGUUGUGCUGACCUGCACUCAUGUUCCUAAGUCUAAUGUCUGAGUUAUUCAUAUUUUCUAUAAAGAUAUCAAAUUUCUUUUAAAGCUUCAUUUAUAUUGUGUUAAUAACCAUAUUACCUUAACCGGAACCUUAGCCAUGAAGUUGUGAACUCCUGGAAGUGCUGAGCCUGGCUUACUGCUAUAUUAGAUCUGCAGAAUUCUGGUGGUUGUAUUCAAAAGAUUAAUGACAAAUAAACAUCCCCUUCCCCUGAA
Nannospalax galili (Upper Galilee mountains blind mole rat) is the source of this 1695-nucleotide messenger RNA. RefSeq names its product annexin A5 (gene Anxa5). The coding region runs from base 309 to 1274 and encodes 321 amino acids. Lineage: Eukaryota; Metazoa; Chordata; Mammalia; Rodentia; Spalacidae. Gene Ontology annotation, biological process: negative regulation of coagulation. Gene Ontology annotation, molecular function: calcium-dependent phospholipid binding; calcium ion binding. The transcript has 13 exons. Gene Ontology annotation, cellular component: cytoplasm. The record is from RefSeq and is a predicted model, not a curated record.